Trichechus manatus latirostris (Florida manatee) is the source of this 2440-nucleotide messenger RNA. It is a transcript of the gene TIMCC, whose product is annotated as family with sequence similarity 136 member A. Gene Ontology annotation, cellular component: cytoplasm. The record is from RefSeq and is a predicted model, not a curated record. Bases 42 to 458 code for a protein of 138 amino acids. Lineage: Eukaryota; Metazoa; Chordata; Mammalia; Sirenia; Trichechidae. The transcript is spliced from 3 exons.
CAUGUGGGCGCCGGCGCCGUGGGCCGCAGCGUGGGGUCGCCAUGGCGGAGCUGCAGCAGCUCCGAGUGCAGGAGGCGAUCGACUCCAUGGUGAAGAGUCUGGAGAGAGAGAACAUCCGGAAGAUGCAGGGCAUCAUGUUCCGGUGCAGCGCCAGCUGUUGUGAGGACAGCCAGGCGUCCAUGCAGCAGGUGCACCAGUGCAUUGAGCGCUGCCACGCACCCCUGGCUCAAGCCCAGGCCCUGGUGACCAGCGAGUUGGAGAAGUUCCAGGACCGCCUGGCCCGGUGUACCAUGCAUUGCAAUGACAAAGCCAAAGACUCCAUGGAUGCAGGGAGUAAGGAGCUUCAGGUGAAGCAGCAGCUGGAGAGCUGUGUGACCAAGUGUGUGGAUGACCACAUGCAUCUCAUCCCAUCCAUGACCAAGAAGAUGAAGGAGUCUCUCUCAUCCAUUGCAAAAUAAAAGUCUUUGCCAGUGGCCAUUGGGAAUGAGGGCAGGAUGGGAAUUUGGGUCUUUUAAGUGAGGUUUUAGGAAUGAAGAAAUUAUGGAUGGCAGCAAGUUUAAGGAAUAUGUCACCUGGCUCUGAACUCUGAUUCUUUUAUAAGUUUUAAUCCUUAGGCAGUAAAAUGGGACAAACUGGUGCUGAAGUUUGGGUCGGAGGUAGCACAAGAGAGUUAUUUAGAGCCUAAAUUGUAUGUGGCAAAUGCUUAUCCUAGCAGUAAGUAUGUCCGUUGCUGUAUCAAGCCAGAGCCUUCCAGUGCACCAGAUUCUGCUUAUUACACAAGUACCAACAGACUGACAUGUUCCUCCAACCUGCCUAUGAGCUGGUGGAGCUUGAGGAGGGGUAUUUCUGUUUGUUGCCAACCUCCUGUUUACAAGAAGUAUCACCACCCCAUUUUCUGUAAGCUAUAAAACAAACCAGGAGAUCAGUAAUUCCGAAUCGGAAAACAGAUUUCUGGGUCUUUGUUUUGCUUAGUUUUGUUUUAUAUACAAGAGCCUGACAUUGAUUAAAAUGUCAAGUUGGGAGACAGGGUAGUUUGGAUGAAAACUUUGAAAGGCUCUUUGGCCAUCACCUGGUUGUCAAGAUGUGCUUUUCUUGAAAUGCUCACAUACUGCAUCUUUCAGCCUGGAGACCGUGCAAAAACGAGAGGCAGUGUCACACUGGCUAUGGGAAGCAGAGCUUCCUUCUCACUGGCUGCUAGGUGGCUUCUGAGGCUUUCUGCAGUAGAGUGACAGGACAAUCUUGCAAUGACACUGGCCUUUGAAGGAAAAGGGAAUUUUGAUUGUGAUAUAUACCGAUAUCUGAGAAUGCACGAUGAAAGAGAAACUGUUGGCUGCUUAAUUAAGAAAGUUGUACUGGAUUUGGAAAGACCUAGUUUUUCGUAUAACAGAAUGAAAUGAAGGCCUAAACCGAGCAUUACUUACUUCUUGUUGUUCGUGUUGUUGUUCGUUGCCACUGAGUUGACUCCAGCUCAUGGUAACUUUAUGUAUAACAAAACUAAAUGUUACCUGGUCCUGUGCCACCUUCAUGAUCACUGGUGUGUCUAAGUCCAUUAUUACAGCUGUUGUGGCAGUCUGCCUCGUUUUUGUUGGCCCUCUACCAAACAUAAUGUCCUUUACUAGUGAUUGGCCUGUCCUGAUGACAUGUCCAAUGUCUUGCUUAGCCCCCUGAAAUAACAGAGCCCUGUUAAGUCAAUGCCCUGGUGACAGGAAGGUCAAGGGAAAAAAGUAACUCAGGGGCUAGGGAGAGCUGUGACUCCUUUAGAGCAAAGGAGGGGCGGCCCCCCAUUACCAAAUACCAUUUUCUGCCCGAGGCCUCUGCAGUAUGCAGUGUUCCUGCUCCAGUGACACCUUAUCAUUUUGAUAAGGGCUUUGUCAUCUUUCUACCAACUUAUUACUUGAAGUGAUAAUGUAGCCUGUUUGCUGUUUCAAGGCUGUGAUAUAUUUUCCUAGUGGUUUAAUUAGAAAAAAUAAAUGAGGUUUAAUUUUCCCCACACUAUUGUGUUUCUUUCCUCAUAUCUAAGCAAUGAAUAUAUAACUUUCUCAGGGUGCUUCUCCUUGUAAUGUGUAAAGUAAGAGUUUUCUUAAGAUGCCCAGAAGAGUAGUAUUGAUUAUGUUUUAUGGCUGGGAUGCAGUUCUGUUUAAUUGUAAAUGGGGAAAACUUGGAGUGAAGGCUAGGGCACUAUGACUUGAAGCCCAUUAAUGGAAAAAAAAAAACCUCAGUAUCUAUGUGAGGUCUCUAGUUUCAACUAAACAGUAACAGCAAUGUGGAAAAGCUGCAAGCUCUGGCCCCUCUGGAGAAAAUUCAAUGUCUGGGAUUUGGAGUACCAAAAGAAUACAAAAUAUCUGAUGAGUUUAACUAAGUUCUUAUUAUAACUGGUAUUGCGGGAGAGCCAUUCGUGAACAUUAAGAAUUAAUUUUGGAGAACCAUCCCUACUUAGAAU